AGUCGAUUACGAGCUGCAAUCACUGAUCCUUCUGUCACGCAUCGCCAUUAUACUGACAGCUGUGAUGCGGUGUAGUCGUGACAUUCGGAACUUCGAAAUUUUAAUUUGAAUUUGAUUUCGAAAAAAAUUAAAUUAUUCUUACUUGCCAGUAAUAUUUCGUUCGUAAUUUGUAAUUUGACAUUUAUAAUAUUAAGUUGUGGUUCAGUGAUCGUGUGUAUGUUAUUUGAAUUAUCGGGUCUUCGACACAAUGGCGCCAUCUCUUAGCGUGCGGGAGUACUAUGCAGACAAAACUAUUUUCAUAACAGGCGCGACGGGCUUCGUCGGGAAGGUCCUAAUAGAGAAGAUACUGUAUUCGUGUCCUGAAGUGAAGAAAAUCUACCUCUUGAUGAGGCCGAAGAAAGGACAGUCAUGCAAAGAAAGAUUGGACGCGUUUGUGAAUUGCAAGGUAUUCGACCGCAUUCACAACUCGUGCGCAUCCCGUCUGGAGAAGCUGCAGGUGAUCCCCGGGGAUAUCCUCGCCGAGGACCUGGGGGUCAGUCCGGAAGACAGAGAGCUGCUGCAGAGGGAGACGCAGAUACUGUUCCACGGCGCCGCUUGCGUUAGGUUCGACACACCGCUCAGGGAGGCGGUAAACAUGAACACAGUUGGAACCAAGAAAGUACUUGAUCUAGCUGACAAAAUGUCGCAGCUUGAGGUGUUCGUCCACGUGUCGACGUCGUACUGCCGCUGCGAGGUGCCCGUGCUGGAGGAGCGGUUGUACCCGGCCGACCACCGCCCUGAUGACGUCAUGCGCUGCGUCAGCUGGAUGGGCGACGAGCUGCUCGACCAUCUGCAGCCGAAACUGAUCCACCCCCAACCGAACACGUACGCUUAUACCAAAAACCUGACAGAAGAUUUGGUCAGCCAGCAAGCAGGGAAAUACCCAAUCGUCAUUGCCAGGCCUUCUAUUGUAACAGCAGCUUUAAGAGAACCUCUAGUAGGGUGGGUGGACAACCUCAACGGUCCCACGGGGCUGCUGGUCGGCGCCGGCAAAGGUGUGAUCAGAACCAUGCACUGUAAUGAAGAUUAUGUCGCCGACGUCGUCCCCGUGGACAUAGUGGUCAACGCCUGCAUCCUAUUGGCUUACUGCACGGCGCUUGAGAAACCAACAGAAGUACAAAUAUGCAACAUCACCCAAUCGGGCGUGAACCCCAUCACCUGGGGUGGAGCGCUGGACAUUGGUCGCGUGAAGGUGCAGGAGUAUCCCUUCUCUGUCUGCCUUUGGUACCCAGGUGGUUCGCCCAAGAGCUCCUGGCUCCAGCACCAGAUUGCGAUGUUCUUCACGCACCUGCUGCCCGCCUACCUGGUGGAUCUCCUCAUGUGUUUACUCGGGAAGAAGCCUUUCAUGGUGAAGAUCCAGAAGCGGGUGAACUACGGGCUGGAGGUGCUGCAGUACUACACCACCAAGGAGUGGCACUUCAGGAACGACAACUUCCGCGCGCUCCGGAAGAAGGUCUCUCAGGAAGACGACACCACUUUUUACACGGAUCUUAACGAAAUCCACUGGCUGACCUACGUAGGGAACUACAUAAAGGGCGCCCGCGAGUACUGCAUCAAGGAGGACCCUGCCACCAUUCCACAAGCCAAGAAGCUGCAGAAACAGUUGUACUACCUCGACUGGAUCACGAAGAUCGUCAUGUGCUCGCUGUGCGUCUACUUCUUGUACAGCUAUAUGAGGCUCUUCGUGGGACCUGUCUCGAAUUAAUCAUAUUUUUAAUUUAGCAUAAUUUAAUUAAUGUAAUUUUAAAAUGGUGGAAUAUAUAAGUAGUACAAUU
Messenger RNA from Plodia interpunctella (Indianmeal moth), 1814 nucleotides. RefSeq names its product putative fatty acyl-CoA reductase CG5065. Gene Ontology annotation, cellular component: peroxisome. The coding region runs from base 248 to 1744 and encodes 498 amino acids. Gene Ontology annotation, biological process: long-chain fatty-acyl-CoA metabolic process. The record is from RefSeq and is a predicted model, not a curated record. NCBI's taxonomy places the organism in Eukaryota, Metazoa, Arthropoda, Insecta, Lepidoptera, Pyralidae. The transcript has 14 exons. Gene Ontology annotation, molecular function: alcohol-forming very long-chain fatty acyl-CoA reductase (NADP+) activity.